Sorex araneus (European shrew) is the source of this 3851-nucleotide messenger RNA. Its product is annotated as methylmalonate-semialdehyde dehydrogenase [acylating], mitochondrial-like. Gene Ontology annotation, cellular component: mitochondrion. The record is from RefSeq and is a predicted model, not a curated record. Gene Ontology annotation, molecular function: malonate-semialdehyde dehydrogenase (acetylating, [NAD(P)+]) activity; methylmalonate-semialdehyde dehydrogenase (acylating, NAD+) activity. Gene Ontology annotation, biological process: thymine catabolic process; L-valine catabolic process. Lineage: Eukaryota; Metazoa; Chordata; Mammalia; Eulipotyphla; Soricidae.
UCCACUACAAGAAAGCAGUGACUAACAAAUAUGCAUGUAUUUCUAUUUCCUGCCAGAUCUGACCCACCACUCAGUAACAUACAAUAUGGUCUUUACCAUGUUUCUCAAGAAUUGCUCACCUCUAGCUUAGAAAUUACAAUAAAAACUCUAUUCAACCAACAAAAUGUCCAUUGUUAAUAAUGUUAGGUUAAGGUCUAUCCAUCACAGAAGAGCCUGGCAAGCUCCCUGUGGCGUAUUUGAUAUGCCAAAUAGAGCAACAAUAACAGCUCUCAUUCCCCUGACCCUGAAAAGAGCCUCCAGUCAUUGGGAAAAAUGAGUAAGGAGAAUCUGCUAAAAUCUCAGGGCUGGGACGAAUGUAGACGUUACUGGUGCUCAGUCGACUAAAUCGAUGAACAACGGGAUGACAGUGAUACAGUGAAGGUCUAUCCAUAAUUGGCCAAAGCACUCUAAUGAACCAGUAAGAGGCAAAAAACAAAGGAAGGAAAAAUCAGAACUAAGCAGCAAUAACUAACCCUAAGUUCUAAAGACAACUUAAGGAGACCUGGCAGCCGACGUGCUUCGGCGGUACCUCGCGCAGUAGAGUCGCCCGGAGGCGAAGAACAGCAGAGAACCAUGGCGGCUCUCGUGUCUGCGGCUGCGAUGCGGUCCCGGAUCCUGCAGAUUUCUUCCAAGGUGAACUCCGCUUGGUACCCAGCAUCUUCCUUCUCUUCUUCAGUGUCAACGGUCAAGCUCUUCAUCGAUGGGAAAUUUGUUGACUCCAAAAGUGACAAAUGGAUUGACAUCCACAAUCCAGCCACCAAUGAGGUCAUUGGUCGGGUUCCUCAGGCCACCAAGGCUGAAAUGGAUGCAGCCGUUGCAUCCUGCAAACGUGCAUUUCCCGCAUGGGCAGACACUUCAAUAUUAAGCCGUCAGCAGCUCCUGCUCCGCUAUCAGCAACUUAUUAAAGAUAACUUGAAAGAAAUUGCCAGGUUAAUCACGUUGGAACAAGGGAAGACCCUCGAAGAUGCUGAAGGAGAUGUAUUUCGAGGCCUUCAGGUGGUUGAACAUGCAUGCAGCGUGACAUACCUCAUGCUGGGAGAAACCAUGCCAUCCAUCACUAAAGACAUGGACCUUUAUCCUCUGGGAGUAUGUGCAGGCAUCGCCCCCUUCAAUUUUCCGGCCACGAUCCCCCUGUGGAUGUUCCCCAUGGCCACGGUGUGUGGGAAUACCUUCCUGAUGAAGCCAUCGGAGAGAGUCCCUGGAGCAACUAUGUUUCUUGCUAAGUUGCUCCAGGAUGCUGGUGCCCCUGAGGGAACACUGAACAUCAUUCUCGGACAACAUGAUGCUGUAAAUUUUAUCUGUGAUCAUCCGGGUAUCAAAGCAAUCAGCUCUGUAGGCUCCAACCAGGCAGGAGAGUACAUCUUUGAGAAACGGUCGAAACAUGGCAAGAGAGUUCAAGCCAACAUGGGAGCCAAGAACCAUGGCGUAGUCAUGCCUGAUGCCAAUAAGGAAAAUACUUUGAAUCAGCUGGUUGGGGCAGCUUUCGGAGCUGCUGGCCAGCGUUGCAUGGCUCUUUCCACGGCAAUCCUGGUGGGACAAGCUAAGAAAUGGCUGCCUGACUUAGUGGAACGUGCCAAAAACUUGAAAGUCAAUGCAGGAGACCAGCCUGGAGCAGAUCUAGGCCCUCUGAUCACUCCGCGGGCCAAAGAGCGAGUCUGUAAUCUGAUUGAUAGUGCAACAAAGGAGGGAGCUUCCCUUCUUCUUGAUGGUCGAAAAAUUAAAGUCAAAGGCUAUGAAAAUGGCAACUUUGUUGGCCCAACCAUUAUCUCAAAAGUCAAGCCAAAUAUGACCUGUUAGAAAGAGGAGAUUUUUGGUCCAGUGCUUAUGGUUCUGGAAACAGAAACUCUGGAUGAAACCAUCAAGAUUGUGAAUGACAACCCGUAUGGGAACCGAACGGCCAUCUUCACCACCAACGGGGCCACCGCUCGGAAAUACUCACACCUGGUAGAUGUAGGACAGGUGGGUGUGAAUGUCCCCAUUCCAGUGCCUUUGCCAAUGUUCUCAUUCACUGGCUCUCGCUCUUCGUUCAGAGGCGACACCAAUUUUUAUGGCAAACAGGGCAUCCAGUUCUAUACUCAGCUAAAGACAAUCACUUCUCAGUGGAAAGAAGAGGAUGCUACUCUUUCCUCACCUGCUGUCGUCAUGCCUACCAUGGGCUGUUAGGAGCAAGAUAGAUCCAGACUCAAUCCAUCCUGAGUGUUCUCCUGUACUCUUCAUUUGCCAACUUUGCACAAAUCAGAUUCCUGAGAUCAGAGUAUCUUAUAACUAAAAUCUUUCUCAGGACCAUUAGUCCCUGCAAAGUUGCUCAAGGGAGACACCCAGUAUAACUUUGAUAUCAGAUUUUCCCUUGUUCUUUCUUUUUCUUCUUCUUUUUUUUUUUUAGGGUAAUAAUUAUAACAGUGAAAUGCUUAUCUGGAAUGAGAACUUAAACCUGUUUUCUAAAAGUUCUCCUCUCUUCUGUUACCUUGGAGGAAGGGAAGAUUGGUAGACAUAAAAGAACUUCCAACAGUUGGAAGAGGACCUCAAUAUGAGGAACUGUAUUUUGGUCAACCCACAAACACAGUCCUACAUAAGUGCCGGUGGGAGAGAGCCCUCGUGCUAACCCUUCCCGAGUUGCUCAUUUAUCCCAUAGUACACAGAAUUCAUGUCCACUUAUCCCAAAUGGGACAACUGCUUCUCUCUCCUGCUGAAUGCCACUUUGUCUUAAUGUUUCAUGACCACUGAUAUGCCUCUGUUGUUGUACCUGCUACUCAAGGAUACAUACCUCAGUCUGCGCUGGUAAACAGCUUUUUAUGUGUGUGUGCCAAGGGUUACAUUUCAGAUUUGAUGAACAAGUAAUAAUUCAGAUGCACAUAGGGAUUUCUUUUUCUCUUUUCCUGGAAAACUAUUUCAAACUUUAUUUCAGGCCUAUACACCUAAGGGUGUUUCAGCCAUCAGAGUGGGCAAGUAUCUUGUCUUCCUCAAGUCUAACCAAAACAUUACUUGCUGGAUUUUUUAUGUUCCUCCUCCUGCCUGCAUUUCUCCUUAGUGAUAUUUUUUAAAUUAUCACUAAGAAUUCUAUGAAAGAAUGUUUAAUGUACAGUAAUCCUUUAGGUUCUAAGAAAAUUCAAAACUUUAGCAUAAAGUAGUUAAAAUGAAAUUCUUUGGCAGGUUCUUCUGUCAAGAAUUCAACUGUCUUUAUGCCUUUUAUUUCAUUGGUACAGCUAAACAAUAAUUCACAAUAGAACUCGAUGUGCUAAGCAAAAUAGAUUCUCUCCCCUUGUCCCACCUGUCUUUCUGCUUUUACUCAGUGAUAUAGGAGAAGAAGCCUACUGGCUCCAAGAGUCAACUCAGGCCCUCAGCCAGAGGACACAGAUCAUUCAUUUUUCUGUUUCUUUAUUAGUUAUGCAGAUAAUGCUAACUUACUCCAUGGGGGUUAUUCAGUGAAUCAAGAAUAGUGAAAAUUAUGAAAACAUCUGUGCACUCUGUGGAUUUUAGGCUGAUUGUUACCACCUGAUGGAUAGAAUUCAGAAUUAUCAAUGAAGUGACUGGAACGCUAAUAAAAUAUAUUUAUGACUCUUCUAAAAAAAAAUUAAAAAAUAAAUAAAGACAACUUAAAUCAUCAGAGCUAUAAUUCACAGGGACAUGAUCAAGGGAAGCAAUAAAGCACUCUUCAUAAACAGAAGUAAGCCCUGAGCACCCCCCAAAAAACUGGCGCCUGGCUCUAAUAACCAGACAUUCUGAUUAUGAUAAUUUAACACAGGAAAAACCUAAGCUUCAGUAGUUCGAUUAUUUUCAGACUGAUUCUAACAUGCAAGAGGUUAAUAAUCGCU